CCCUGGUGCAGAAGAUGAGCAUUCCUGGCCUGUGCAGGUCACCGUGCCCUGCUCCUGAAAGCACAAAACAGUUAUGGCCAAAGUGCAGCAGCCGCCUCCCCCCGCCCCCACCUUCCAUGCUUCUCCAUCUCUCUUUGGGCAAAGCCAGCCUCCUCGCUGCAGUUCCCCCCCAGCUCUGUGGGGGGUGCCCACCCACCUGUCAUAUCUCUCUUUUCUGUGUCCCCAUUUUCUGUAUCUCUUUGUCAGCCCCCUUCUAUGUGGCCCUCCAGGACCCUCUGCUCCCUCUCAUCUAAUACUGUAUCAUAUACCCAACCCAAUGAGCUGCACCAGAUCCUUCAACCUUACCCCUCACCCCCAUCCCAAGUUCUAGAACCCUAAGCCCCCUCCUCAUAGCUCCUUCCAGAUUAGUGACUGUGUGCAUGUCUGACAGUUCAUCUCUGGCUCUCCCCAAAACUGGCGGUCCGAUGGGGAUGGGGAAGUGCUCAAAUGUACCCUCACUCCGCACUGUGUCCCCUUAGGCCCCUCAGGGUGCCUGGUCCGAAUCUGACUUCACAGAUUCAGGGAUCAUUGAAUUGCUUGCCCCUCGACAUGCUUGCUCAUUUCGGAGUGAGGGGGGAUGGGAACACCUCCAGUCCAGAACAUUCCAGAAUGUUCCCUGAGGCUGCGCCCUGAGAGUUGUGUGGCUAAGUCACUGAGGAAUGGAGAUCCCAACCUGAAGGGUAGGUGACUUCCUGUGAGACCCCUCAGGGUUCUAUUGGACAUCAAAGAGAAAAGAAGAAAGGAAGGAAGACUGGCUGUUGGGAGGCAGGGGAGCCAGGGAGCUCAAAAAGACAUAGGAAAGCACUGAUGGGGAGCUGGCUAUGGAGCAGGCCAUGUUGCACCCCUAUCUCAUCACCCCCACUGGCUGGAUGAGGAGCCAAAGACACUGCCCCUGAAGUCCUGAUAGAAAACUCUGGAAAGGGACAUGUAGACACAGUCAGGUUCUGCUUGUCUGACACCCCUUAUCCUCCUCCCCCACCCCAUCAUAGGGUCCUCAAGACGUCCCUCUGAAAUACCAGAUCACCAAGCCCUACAUACAUGGCAGGGGUGGUGGGGGACAAAGUUUACGCUUUGGUGGGCUGACUUAUAUUGAUAUUUGGGCAACUGCAGGAACUUGGAAGCUCAUGGGACAUCCAGUUGCCUCCCAUGUGGACUGGGCCUCUGCCCCACCACUCAGAGCCCAACAGGGCUGCCACCUUCUGGCCACUGCACUUUGAGACCCUGGGUAGAGUAGAAGGAAGGAGGCCCUGGACAGGGUGCGGGGAGAAUACCCUCUGGUGCCAUCCCGCCAGAGCUCCCUCCCCCUCUCUGAAGAUUUUAUCUUGCAUUUUCUUGCAGAGAGACCACAGGCAGGUCCUCAGCUCUCUGCUCUCUGGGGCACUGGCGGGCGCUCUUGCCAAGACAGCAGUAGCCCCCCUGGACCGAACCAAAAUCAUCUUCCAAGUGUCUUCAAAAAGAUUUUCUGCCAAGGAGGCCUUCCGGCUCCUCUACUUCACCUACCUCAACGAGGGCUUCCUCAGCCUGUGGCGAGGGAAUUCGGCCACCAUGGUGCGUGUGGUGCCCUAUGCCGCCAUCCAGUUCAGCGCACACGAGGAAUACAAGCGUGUCCUGGGCCGCUACUAUGGCUUCCAUGGAGAAGCCCUGCCCCCUUGGCCCCGCCUCCUCGCAGGCGCACUGGCUGGAACCACGGCUGCUUCACUGACCUACCCCCUGGACCUAGUCAGAGCGCGAAUGGCGGUGACCCCUAAGGAAAUGUACGCCAACAUCUUUCACGUUUUCAUUCGCAUCUCCCGAGAGGAGGGGCUGAAGACCUUGUACCACGGCUUCACGCCCACUGUGCUGGGGGUCAUCCCCUAUGCCGGCCUGAGCUUCUUCACCUAUGAGACCCUCAAGAGCCUGCACAGAGAGUACAGCAGCCACCGGCAGCCCUACCCCUUCGAGCGCAUGAUCUUUGGGGCCUGCGCUGGUCUCAUCGGGCAGUCGGCCUCAUACCCUCUGGAUGUGGUACGGCGGCGCAUGCAGACAGCUGGUGUCACGGGCCACCCUCGCAGCUCCAUCUUGCACACACUGCACACCAUUGUGCGGGAGGAGGGUGUGGUGCGUGGUCUCUACAAGGGCCUGAGCAUGAACUGGCUCAAGGGCCCCAUUGCCGUGGGUAUCAGCUUCACCACCUUCGACCUCAUGCAGAUCCUGCUGCGGCGCCUGCAGAGCUAGGAGCCUUCUGGGGACGGCACCAGUGGCAGUGGGUGCUGGACGUUGGCCCUUUGCUUUCUGAGCCCUUGGAGCAAGGGUGCAUUCAGUUCUACCCUGGGGGUCGCGUCGGAGUGCCUUGUGGAACAGAAAGGCAAUUCCAAGAGGACAGCCAGGCCCUGCAGUACAGUGUUGGGCCAGGGGGCCAGGGGCUCUGGGCGCGCGCCUCCCCCGCCUCCCCGAGGUGUUGCCUACAUGCCUGAGUAGGGAGUGGUCAGUGUUGCCUCCUGGUACCUUUUGUCCUUGGACAUACUUGGGUUCUAGUGAUCCCCUCGCCACACCCGCCUGCCUCUCCUCUCCCAGUCUGUGCUCCCAGGAAGCAGAGCCCGAGAUGCGGGAAGAGGCUUGAUGCUCGGGUCCCCGGGCCUUGUCCAGGGCAGAAUGGCUGCCGGCUCAGCUGUGGCUACAUGCACACCCUCUGCCCUACCCGCCCCUGUCCUGCCUCUGCCGUGACUUCCCUGAUCCCUAGACCUGCUCCGACUUGCGAACAGCGUUCUGGGAGUAUGUGUAUGUAGCGUGGGGUCCAGGAGGACGUGGUUCUUCCCCUCUGCUGCCCGCCACCCAUGGUUAGUAAUGCCUUCUCCAGGCAGCAGGGUUUGGGUUGUGAGCCCCAACUUGGGUCCCUCUGCUGAAAACUGGGUGCCAAGAUUGUCCCAUUUGGGGUAGGAGCUCCCCCUUAGCCCCUGAACCUCUGCCCAUAGGCACAGUGGCUCCAGGGGAGAACCAGGAAACCUUGCGUGUCCCUGGCUCCCCACCUGAGCCAGUGCUGGGCCAUGAAAUGGGGCAACUUAAGCCCCCGUGGGAUUAUUUCACAUCCAUGAAUGAAGCUCAGUGAGGUGACUGGCAGCCUCUAUCCUCCCAAAAUGGGAACCUCAGAGACAGGGUACAGCUGGGAGCAGCUGGAAAAAUUGGGAUACCCCAGGGCACCCCCAGGUAACUUCUCAUGGAGAGUCCCUUCCCCCCCCCCCACCCCACACACACCCCAAUCUUGUCCCCGGGGCCUGCCAUUUCCUGAUGACAUUUGGUGAUUGAUAUUUUUUUUGUUUGUUUUUCAAUUUGGCCCGGUCUCUUCUCAGCACAGCCUAACUGGGCACCCAGGGGGUAGGUCUUUGCAGUGCGCUGGGCAGCCUGUUGUAUGGAAGAUCUGAGAAGGAGUGCCCCUUGCACAUCUCUAAUCCUGACUUGCAUUUUUUGGCUUCCUUCUGCCUUCUCUUCUUGCUUUGGACUUGUGGGUGUGAAGACCCCUCUUUCUGCCCUUCCUCCCAUGUGACUACCAGCUAGCCUCACUCUCAUCUCCAACAUCCCCCAGGGCCCAGGCAACCUGUAGGGGACCGUAGGGGAUUGUCCUAUUGGGUGAGCAUCCCACCCCCUUGCUCAGCCCCCAGGAGAGGAAGACAGGAGGGGGAUGGAAAGCCUCCCAGACAAGAGGUGGCAUCAGAGACCAGGCCCACCCCAAGUGAUGAUACCAAAUGGAUGGCCUGGUACCCUGUGGCCCAGUCCUGUGAUCCCAGUGUGCCUCCCAGGUGGCUCCCGGCCAAGUGGGCCUGGGCAGUGCCACCCCCAGCCCCAGCCUGUCACUCUACUGGCUCUCACCCUCCUCAUUAUACCCUCCCCACUGGCUGCUUGUCUUGGUCUGCAGUACAUUUGAUGCCAUAAAGACACUUUGUUUAUAUAUAAUGUUUAUAUAUUUUAAAGAUUUGUGCCAAGAGAGUAUAUUUAAUAAAAAUAAAAAAGAUUUUUUUUCUCCUGUUCAUGUCUCCU
This is a messenger RNA of Talpa occidentalis (Iberian mole), 4050 nucleotides long. RefSeq names its product solute carrier family 25 member 42 (gene SLC25A42). Gene Ontology annotation, cellular component: mitochondrial inner membrane. NCBI's taxonomy places the organism in Eukaryota, Metazoa, Chordata, Mammalia, Eulipotyphla, Talpidae. Gene Ontology annotation, biological process: transmembrane transport. Bases 1186 to 2253 code for a protein of 355 amino acids. The transcript has 6 exons. The record is from RefSeq and is a predicted model, not a curated record.